This is a messenger RNA of Sitodiplosis mosellana (orange wheat blossom midge), 3704 nucleotides long. Its product is annotated as adenylate kinase isoenzyme 5. Gene Ontology annotation, biological process: UDP biosynthetic process; CDP biosynthetic process. Gene Ontology annotation, cellular component: cytoplasm; nucleus. The coding region runs from base 828 to 2669 and encodes 613 amino acids. The transcript is spliced from 8 exons. The record is from RefSeq and is a predicted model, not a curated record. Gene Ontology annotation, molecular function: UMP kinase activity; ATP binding. NCBI's taxonomy places the organism in Eukaryota, Metazoa, Arthropoda, Insecta, Diptera, Cecidomyiidae.
GCGGUUGAGUGGAGUGCAAUGGCGAGCCACCGUUUUCGAAAGUGAAUAUACAAACGAACAACAAUUUUCAAACGACCAGGUGGAAGUUGAUGUUAAGUUUGUAUUGUUAUAGUCGACAUUGACAGUGAGAAGAGAAUGGCUGUUCGGGUGGCUCGCAUUAUUUUAUCAUAGCAAUUUCAAGAGUUUGGUUCGUGCCAGCGCACAACCGUUUAUUUUAAUCCGAUCCGGAAUUUGUUCAUUUAUUUUUAUUGCUUGUUUUUAUAAUCCCAACCAACAGCGGCAAACAGUGUAAUUUGCGGUUUGAAAUCAAAUUUUAUACGCAAUCAAAAUAAUGUGAACCAGAUUUUUUGGGAUUCUUACUCUUUUUUAUAAAACGAAAGCAAAAACACUUUUUCAUUCAAUCGAAAUUAUCUUUGUCGUAAAUUUUAAGUGUGUGGGUGCGUGUUUUUCUCUUUCUGAAAGAGAGAUUAACUACAACAUUAACAUUAUUGAGGUGUCUAUUUCACAAAAUAAAUGUAUCAACGAUUGACGAAAAAUGUAAUUUGUUCAUUUGUAAAAGUGGAAUCGAGUCCAGGUUUCUGAUGAAGUUUGGCAUCGAUACCAAGAGAGAAAAAAAGAAAAUCAAACGAAUGAAGCGCUUACUUUCGUUAUAAUGUCAGUUGAAUAAAAUAAAGGUGAAGGAUACAUCAUUUACACAUACGCCAUAUCACUGAAUUGAAACAUACAAUUAUUAUCGUGUAUCAGUGCUGAGUUGUGAUCAUCGCAAGACCGAAGUGAACUGCGUGUGAUUUGUCGGACGAAGCAAUAACACCAAAUGUAAAUGGAUAAUGGGGAUUUGCUUGGAUACAGAAGCAAAUUCAACAGCACCUGAUUCUGAAGAAGCUGAGUGGAAAGGACGAGGCGGUGAAAGUAGAUCUGGUACAUCGAAAACGUCAGCCGCUGGAAUGUCUGUACUAAACGCAGGAAAAGUUAAAUUUGAUCCACCUUCGGUGCCUGUGAUAUUUGUGCUGGGCGGUCCCGGGAGUGGUAAAGUGACACAUUGUGAUACACUGAUGGAAGAAAAACGUGGUGUUACGCAUAUCAAUAUGAUGGACCUUUUACAUCAGCACGUUAUUAGCAAUGAUAUGGUGGACUUUUCGCAACUAUCAUCAAAAAUGGUGACGGAAGUUUUGAUGCUGGAAAUCAAAAUGGCACCAGCCGCAAAAGCAUAUCUUAUUUCUGGGUUUCCUCGGUCAAUGCGUGACGUUGUAGAAUACUCUGAUAAGAUUCAAGUUGUUAGUGGCGUUGUAAUGAUAUCGUGGCGACAGCAAAUUCUACAAAAGCAAAUCGAUUACGGCGUCAAGCUCGGGCAAGUGGUGCUUUCGUUGGCAAAAAUGGAAUUGGAAAAUUUCUAUAAGAAUGUUAUUCCGGUUAGCGAGUACUUUGACCAGAGUGGCCUUUUGAGUGUUGUGAAUGGUGAACGCAAUCCAGUCGAAGUGUACAAAGAUUUUCGAAGUGCAAUUUUUGAAAUACUCGGCUCGCAGGAUAAUCAAAAUGCACUGCUGAACGGUGUGGUUGGCAUGGGUAAGGGAAUGAAUGAAAUACCCGGGACGAUUGUUAGUGUUGAAACGGCUCCAGAAGGAAAUGCUGAAGAUGAAGCCCAGACAUCGGAAACGGUUGAGAUAUCCGUUAAGCCACCAACACUUGGUAUCAAAACGCCACCCAUUGAAGUGGUACGAAUUUUGGAACAAUCACCAACUCCAAAUAAUAAUGUUGACUUCUCGAAUUUACCGCCAAUUAUUUGGGUGAUUGGAGGUCCUGGGAGUAACAAAAGCACAUUGUGUUUGAAAGCAGUUGCGCUUAAUCAAGGCUGGAGCCACUUCAGUAUUGGUCGUAUCGUUCGUGCUAUUGCUGAAUCGGAUCCGAAGGCAAAUACGGAAAAUCACAAAAUUAAAAAUGCAAUCGCCGCUGGCGAAAUGAUCAAUAAGCAAUCAAUACAAAAAAUCCUUGAAACACAUCUGGUGAAUCUGUCGGAUAAAAAGGGCAUUAUUAUCGAUGGAUAUCCACGUGAUAUCAAACAAGUGUCGGAUUUCGAGGAAAAGUAUCAUCAAAAACCGCCGAUAAUUCUAUUGGAUUGUUCGAAAUUGCAAUUGGGACGUGGUCGUUUAGAUGAUACGGUGUCUUCGUUCCGCCGAAGAUUGGAACAAUUUCGUGAGCUCACAUUGCCAAUGUUAAAAGUGUUGGAUGCCGAAGGUCGUUUGGCAAUUGUCGAUGGUGACACCGACAAUGCAUCUGUGCAACGGGAAUUUGAGCGAGUGAUUCGUCAACAUACGUCUCGUUUAAAUCAUGAAGUGGCAUACAAACCGCAAUCGAUGCCACGACAAAACAAUCAACCAAAGAUCCAACAACAACCGCCGCAACAACAACAACAACAACAAAAUCACGAUUCAAUAGUCGAGGACUUGGACAAUAUGCCCGGUGCCGUGCCAACAAUUAGCAAUCACAUUAGUCUUAUUCACAACAAUAACAAGGGAUCAAUGGAAAACGACCACUUAAACAAUAACUCGAAUCAUGUGUCCAAUCAUGUCGGCAAUAAUCAUGUCAACGAAACAAGAGCUACGGCAAACCCAACGAAAACGUUCCGUUCGAUGCUCGAAGAAUCGGAAACAUAUGCCAUCGACGAUGCAUAGAAUCGAAAUCACACACUAGAUACCAACACAUGCACUCCGGCAAUUCAAAAAACAAACCAUCAUUUUUGUUGUGUUCAGUUGCAGUUGGACUGACAAUUCAUAGUCCUCAUUCUUUAAACAAAUUUUGUUGAUUUUUCGUUUUUAAAAUAAUUUUUAGUGAAUUAAUCAAUUUUUAGAGAGAUGCAGCUUUUAAUAAACAAAAAAAUAUAGAUAAGUUAUCACACAUAAAUACACACCCACAGAGAAUAUUGUUAGUUAGCAAACCACCGAAUUUGAUCGCAAACACGUUUCUAACUAUGCUUCUACGACCACAAGACCUAAACAUUUCCAAAUGUCAAUUUUUUGGAUGAAAAUUGAUAGAUUUUUUUUUAUAUUACAAGACAAUUUACCAACGCGCCUUGUCCUUCCUCUCUUAGCAAAUCGAAGUUGAGUCUCUCCUUUUAUUUGAAAUACUAGACGUUUUCCUACCUAUGCUCGAUAUCAAAUCUCGUAUCCGGUUUUAUUUAAGUGUUAGACUAUUUUGAAUGGAGUGUACAAUCCUUUGUUACACUUGCUCUCAAUUAGAGGCAAAUUGUUAUGUCUUGACAAAUGUGCAUCAAGUGAAAGUUCUAGUUAGCAUUCGUAAUAAAAGCAAAAAAAUAACGUAGAAUUUUGUUACUCAAUUGCAAUGAAAGAAGAAGAAAAAACAAAAAUGCAAAACAAUUUUCACAAUAUUAUUAUCCAAAUAUGCUCCGUUAUUUGUUCAAGUUCAAGUUGAUCAAACAGAUUAUUUCUAUAUCAUUACUUUUGUGCAGGUUUUAAGUUGUUUUUCUGUUAUAAUGAGUUUUUUUCCUUCAAUUUCGAGUGAUGAAUCGAGUCAAUGUUACCUAAUGCAAAAUAUCAAUUUACAGUUACUGUGCCAACUUAUUAAAAAAAAACAACAAAUUUAACAUGAGAAAGUAGUAGAGAUGAUUUGAUUUUAAACGAAACCAAUUCCUCUUUAAUAAUGUCAUUUGAUAAAAGAUAAUAAUAUUUUCUUUCAAGAAUUUUCGAAAA